UAUUAAUACAGAUAUAUUUACAAUUAAAUUAAAAUCAUAUUAAGCUACAAAAUGCUAUUUUACUAUUUUACAGUUUAUCCUGCAAAACAGUUAAUUAUUAAUGGAAGGGUGAGCUCCCAAUAUCAAGAGAAUAGCCAUCAAUGGUCACUUUUCUGAUUAAGAUAUUGCUGCCUCAAUGGAGGAAAAUCUAAUGACUGAAUUCACAAACUCUGAUAAGCAGUCUUCUACUUAACAACAAUAUGAUACGAGAAAAGCAACUGCUCUGUGGCAUAAUUUUAACCAUUGUUUCGACAUUCAGUAACUAGUUGCAUGUCCUCUCAAGUGUGCUACAUCAAAUAUGAGUCAUCAUGAUUCCAAAUGUCAAGACUUACAAAGGCCAGGAUGAGCUUUUGCUUUCUAUACAUAACCUCAGAGAUCCCAAAUGUCAAAACUUUACAUUAAUCAAAUCAGUUUGUUCUUAUGUCAGAAAUUAAGGGUAAAAAAAGAGAAAGAAAUGUCGUAAACAAUGAGUAACCAUGUCAAUAAAAUGCAGACAGAAGGUUAAGUGGCGACAGAAGUCCACGUACCUAAUAUUCUGCCAUUAGCAGGUAAUCUAUUAAGGUUCAUCAUGCAACCUGCAGGCAAGGCAUUCAAAACUGUAAAAUUGUAAUAGAGAUUGAAACAUUCAAGAGAUGUUAUGAGAAGCAGUCAAAGCCAAUUUGCAUAGCCCACAUCCCAUCUGCUUUUCUUCCUCAUAUCUUCAACACAGCAGAUGGCUAACCCCUAAACAAGAACUCAAAGAGCUACCUUACUGGCAUGUUGCUGAUAUUAGUUAAGUUUUGAUCACUUCAACCUCUAGCAAAUAUCACUUCUUUCAAUCUAAAAAGCACAGAACCAUUUGCAUUCCAUCCCAACACAGCCAUAUAAAAUCUAGUAAGCUCAGUAAGUUAUGCUUUUUGCACCAUCCAGUCAAGUGACAGGGAUUAUCUUUGGUCUCAAAUUUUAGACUACAAACCUACACCUUCUUCAAAAUCACAUACCUUCCAUUAAGCUUCGAUUUCUCCCUAAUUUCAAACAGCUAAAAUAAAUUCUAAAGUUAUGCAAUCAAUUGUAAACUGCCUUCUAACCAGAUCAGUUCUACUGUUUCAGAACUAGUACAAAACUUGUAAAGAUCAAGGAUUUACUAAGAAGAGGAACAUAUGUCAGAUGAUCCAAGUCCAAUUCUCUGCUUGAGAGGCUUAUAGCACUACCAAAUAUGGCACAAACCAGGGACACUUAAACAUACAAAAUUUGUAAGCUAAAAGAUAUCAAGUAAUAAAUUCUGCUGCACAAGAAGAAAUGAGGACAAAAUCUUCAAAUGUAGAAUUCAGAGCAGUAAGAUAUAAUGUGAAUGGUAAUAUGAACAGAGCAGAAGUAAAUCCGCUCCAAUCACCCACAAUCUUGGAAACCAAUCAUAAUAUAAAAUCCAUGCUUAG
Rubroshorea leprosula is the source of this 1454-nucleotide messenger RNA. NCBI's taxonomy places the organism in Eukaryota, Viridiplantae, Streptophyta, Magnoliopsida, Malvales, Dipterocarpaceae. The record is from the annotation of a GenBank genome assembly.